AUGCAACGCCCUAAGCUUUCACCUCUGCGGUCGAAACUGCUCACACACCUCGUCGCCACUGGUGCAUGUUUCGCAUUAUGGACGUCUUCAAUACCUGUCGCCUACGCUGCCGAAGUCAUCGCAACUCCCAACCACGACGUCCUUGACAGCCCCGUGCUUUACGCUCUACCCAACGGGGAUAUAUCACGGAUCGAACAUGGGGGAUUCGAUAGGGGGGAGACUGAUGGCUAUGAGCCAGACUUUGCCUACCUUGACCGCAGUUUGAUCGGACGACAGGCAGAUGUAUUGGAACAGCUGAUCAACAACGAGGGGAUGCAAAAGGACAUCAAUCCGGAGGAGAUGAUGCACUUCGUGUUUGAAAAUGGUCAAUUGCGCUUGAGGAGUGCUCUUGACGUUCCCAUGGAAGCUCUGGAAGCACGGGGAACGGACAACGCUUCUGACGAAGCAGGGUUGGAAGAUGACGUUGCGCCGGGAACAGAAGGCAAGAUGAUGGGUGAGGAAGUGGGAGAGUUGGAAAAGCGGCAGUCUGGUCGCAGUCGCGUCUGGCUAACGGCCAACACCUGCCGACAGCCUAUGCCAAACGGAAACACGACGGACGCAAUGAAGAACCACCCACAGCUGGUCAUGUAUGUCUCUACAUCGCCGCGGAACAAACGACCAGGCCCAGAUGCGACGCAAAAUACCCUCACCAACAUAACUGGUGUGCUCUUCGACGGAGGUUACGCCAGCUUUGAGCUCAACACUACGUCGGAUGUAUACAUUGGGAUUGGCGCACCGAAGCUUGAAGAAGACUGGUUCGGGAGCUGGCAUUUCGAACUCGCGGCAAGCACCGAUGGACCCUACCAUAAUCACAACGAGUCAGACCCUUUCCUCUACAUGAUCGACACGGACAGCGAGUCGACAUUAUUUAUCACGUAUGACCUGGGUGACUCGAACAGGACGGAAGAUGUCGACAAAUGGAGAGAGCAGAAUCCCUUCCACAUGUAUGCUUUUCCAGAUGGCGAGUGGACUCCGAUCACGGGGUUAGAACGCUCGUACUGCGCGCUUAAGGAGCAGUUCAACGUAAACACGACCAGAAACUUCACUAUUGAUACGAGCAUCACGACCAAAUUCAGUGGUGACGACUUCAUGCCCAAGAGUCAGUUCCACGUCAGGAAUUUGCAGGCUGCAAAGACAUACAAUGGUUUUGUGGUUGUUGAGGGGAGCCAAGAGCCACUCUACAUAGACAAUGUGGGCACAACGAGAGGUGGAGGAAGGGUCUUCCAGGCGUUCAAUUGGACUACCAAAGCGGACGACUCCUGCCAAGUACUCUUCGAUCUCGAUUUCUGCGACACCGUCGCCUACGCCGUACCCUCCAACACAAAGUACAAGCUCAACGACACCGCCCUCGCCGAAAUCUAUGACACCCAAGCCCGCAACUACUACGACAACUUCACAAAGUCGUUAGCGCAAGUCGCCUGCGACACAACUUCCGAAGCGCAAUACUCGCUCGCACGAACAUGCGACGACUGCGCCCGAGAUUACAAGUCCUGGCUAUGCAUGGUCCUAAUGCCGCGAUGUGAAGACUGGACCGCAAACGACUCCUCGCUCGUUCCUCGCAACAUUAAGACCCCGUUUGCCAAUGGUUCGCUACCGGACAUGAUACCCGGUUUCAACGAUAGCGCUGCGUUUAGCAAGUCGAGGAACCCACUGAUUGAUGAGAUUAUCAAGCCGGGUCCGUACAAGGAGAUGAAACCUUGUGAAGAUAUGUGCUUUGAUAUUGUGAGAAGUUGUCCCGCGCAGAUGGGCUUCUCGUGCCCCAAUGGCGCGCAGAGGGAUAGCAUGUAUGGGAAGAGGGAUGAGGAUCCGGAUAGGUUGACAUGCAAUUUUCCUGGUGCAGUUGUCAAGUUGAAUGCAAAGAGUGGUGCGGGGAUGUUGGGAGUGAGAUUGUGCAACUUGAUGACUGUUGUUGGAAUAGUCGCUGCGAUGCUGUGGGUUUGA
Molecule: messenger RNA, 1980 nt
Organism: Alternaria atra
Lineage: Eukaryota; Fungi; Ascomycota; Dothideomycetes; Pleosporales; Pleosporaceae
Exons: 2
Coding region: 1-1980 (659 amino acids)
Biological process (GO): calcium ion import across plasma membrane
Molecular function (GO): protein binding; calcium channel activity
Source: RefSeq, a predicted model, not a curated record